GCCAGUCGCCUCCGCUUUCGGCGAGAGCGCGGGGGAGAGUCGGAAGACGUCUGGACCUCCCAGGCAUUUCCCCUCCGAUCAGUAGGCGGCCAGAUGCAAUAUUGGCCGUUCUCUGCCUCUGACCUUUACAACUGGAAAACUCAUAACCCCUCCUUCUCCCAAGACCCCCAGGCGCUAACCGGAUUAAUUGAGUCAAUUCUGUUGACCCACCAGCCGACCUGGGAUGACUGCCAACAGCUCCUGCAGACUCUCCUCACCACGGAGGAGAGACAGCGCGUGUACCUCAAAGCUCGCAAAAACGUCCCGGGGGCGGAUGGGAGGCCGACCCAGCUGCCUAAUGAGAUUGAGGAUGUUUUCCCCUUGGUUCGCCCGACCUGGGACUACGACACUGUUGCUGGUAGGGAGCGGCUCCGUCUCUAUCGCCAGGUACUCCUAGCGGGUCUCAAAGGGGCAGGGCGUCGCCCCACCAAUUUGGCAAAGGUACGUGCUAUAGUGCAGGGAAAAGAUGAGACGCCGGCAGGUUUUCUGGAGAGGUUAAUAGAAGGCUACCGCAUGUAUACUCCCUUUGACCCCUUGGCUGAAGACCGCCAACCAGAUGUAAUUAUGUCCUUCAUUGGACAGUCGGCCUCGGAUAUUCGUAAUAAGUUACAACGGUUGGAGGGACUUCAGGGGUACACCUUACAGGACUUAGUGAAAGAGGCAGAGAAGGUUUUUAACAAGCGAGAAACUCUAGAGGAAAGGGAGGAAAGGAUCCGUAAAGAGCAAGAGGAACGGGAGGAUAAGAGAGAUAAAAGACGUAAUAAAGAGCUGACUAGGAUACUGGCCACCGUAGUACAGGGCUCAGGGCAGAGUAAGUCAGGACAGAGUAGGGACCUGGGAGACAAAAGAGGACUACGGGUUGAACGAGACCAGUGUGCCUACUGCAAGGAAAAAGGACAUUGGGUUAAAGAUUGCCCAAGGAAGGGCCAAACGCAGGGACCUAAAAAGAAGCCCAUUCCUGUUUUGUCCCUAGAAGAUGAAGAUUAGGGAUGUCAGGGCCAGGAACCCCCCCCCCCCGAGCCUCGGAUAACCCUUAAAGUGGGGGGACAGCCGGUGACCUUCCUGGUCGAUACGGGAGCUCAACAUUCAGUUUUAACUGAGGCAAAAGGACCCUUGAGCUCUAAAACGUCUUGGGUUCAGGGGGCAACUGGAGGCAAGUUAUAUCGAUGGACAACCGAAUGGAAGGUCCACCUGAGCACUGGGCAAGUAACGCAUUCCUUCUUACUGGUCCCAGACUGCCCUUACCCUCUCCUAGGCAGAGACCUUCUUUCAAAAGUAGGGGCCCAGAUACAUUUUCAGCAAAAAGGGGCCACUAUUACUGGCGCGGGAGGGCAGCCCCUCCAGGUACUGACCUUGCGCCUAGAGGAUGAACACCGGCUGCACGAGGACUCUCCACCGUCCGUGCAGCCCCUAGAUUCUGAAUGGCUCACUAACUACCCUCAGGCCUGGGUGGAAACGGCCGGAAUGGGACUAGCUGUAAACCAGCCGCCCAUAAUUAUAAACUUAAAACCCUCGGCCACCCCCAUAUCGAUCCGGCAAUAUUCAAUGAGCAAAGAGGCCAAAGAAGGCAUUCGGCCACAUAUACAGAGACUAUUACAAUUGGGCAUUUUAAUACCUUGCCAGUCGCCCUGGAAUACUCCUCUAUUACCCGUAAAAAAACCCGGCACAGGAGAUUACCGGCUGGUAUGAGAUUUACGAGAGGUUAACUGGAGGACAGAGGACAUACAUCCCACGGUGCCAAAUCCCUACAACUUGCUCAGCACCUUACCCCCAAGCCAUGUCUGGUAUACGGUGUUAGAUCUAAAAGAUGCAUUCUUUUGCCUAAGGUUAAGCUCUCAAAGUCAGCCUAUUUUUGCUUUUGAAUGGAAAGAUCCUGAGACGGGAUUCUCAGGACAACUCACUUGGACAAGGCUGCCGCAGGGAUUCAAAAACUCCCCCACUUUGUUCGAUGAGGCCUUGCAUCGGGAUUUGGCAGAUUUCCGAGUUGGCCAUCCGGACCUCGUCCUUCUGCAGUACGUGGAUGAUUUGCUCCUUGCAGCUAGGACAGAACAGGAUUGUGUAAAAGGUACGGGGGCCCUGCUUGAGAGACUGGGAGAACUGGGGUAUAGGGCCUCCGCCAAAAAGGCCCAAAUAGGCCAGAGACAAGUGACCUAUCUGGGAUAUCUCCUGGAAGGAGGCCAGAGGUGGCUGACGGAGAGCCGCAAAAAGGCUGUAGCCCUGAUCCCAGCACCCACUAAUGCCAAAGGACUACGAGAGUUCCUCGGCAGUGCUGGGUUCUGCCGCCUCUGGAUACCCGGGUUUGCGGAGAUGGCGGCUCCCCUAUAUCCUCUCACGAAAUCCAACACCCCCUACCACUGGGGAAAGGAGCAGCAAUUGGCUUUUGACAAAAUAAAAAGGGCCUUAUUGACCGCCCCUGCCCUGAGCCUCCCAGAUGUAACCAAGCCUUUUACGCUAUAUGUUGAUGAACAUAAUGGAAUAGCCAAAGGGGUCCUAACUCAAAAACUGGAACCCUGGAAGAGGCCCGUGGCAUACUUUUCAAAAAAAUUAGACAGCGUGGCUGCAGGAUGGCCCCCAUGUCUCCGAAUAAUAGCGGCUGUGGCAGUCCUGGUAAAAGACUCAGACAAGUUGACUUUUGGCCAACCCCUCACUGUGGUGGCCCCCCACGCCGUAGAGACAGUCAUCCGCCAGCCCCCUGAUCGAUGGCUCUCAAACGCCCGGGUCACCCAUUAUCAGGCCAUGUUACUGAAUUCUGAGCGGAUACAGUUUGGAACGGCUACAUCUCUAAACCCGGCCACCUUGCUUCCAGAAACCGAGUCCCCCUCCCUAGUAAUGCAUGAUUGCCACCAGAUCCUAGCUGAAGUCCAUGGCACCAGAGGGGACUUGACGGACCAGCCUUUGCCAGAUGCUGAAGCAACCUGGUUCACCGAUGGGAGUAGCUUUCUACGAAAUGGUGAGCGUAAAGCCGGGGGCGUGGUAGAUGGGAAAGCUGUCAUUUGGGCCAGUGCCUUAGAGCCUGGGACUUCAGCUCAAAGGGCAGAGCUUAUAGCCCUAACUCAGGCCCUAAGAAAGGCUAAGGACAAAAAGGUCAACAUUUAUACUGACAGCAGAUAUGCUUUUGCAACUGCCCAUGUUCAUGGAGAAAUAUACCGUAGAAGGGGUCUCCUAACCUCAGCAGGUAAAAACAUCAAAAACAGAGAAGAAAUACAAGAUCUUCUCCAUUCCCUCUUUCUGCCGAGAAAACUGAGUAUAAUUCACUGUCCUGGGCAUCAGCGAGGCAAUGACCCAGUAGCAGAGGGGAACAGGAUGGCCGAUGAGACAGCACGGGCCGCUGCACUAGGCCCACAGGCCCUCUCCCUACAAGUACCAGAGGCUGUCCGGACACCGGGGCAACUCUCUCUCGAGUACUCAGACAGCGACCUAGAUAUCGUCCAGCAAAUAGGGGCAAAAUAUGACGAGCAAAUGAAGGUCUGGAAACACCAAGGGAAGACGGUCCUGCCCCAGAAAAGGGCCAAAGAACUGGUGACUCACCUCCACCGAUGGACUCACCUCGGACACAAAAAAUUAAAAGCACUCCUCCGGAGAGAAGGUCAGACCUAUUACAUUCCCAAACUCCCCUCCCUGAUCCAACAGGUAACCGAUGCUUGUGUACCUUGUGCUAAGGUAAAUACCAAACACCUCAAGAUGCCUGAGGGAACCAGGAUGAGGGGAGAAAGACCCGGAACUAAUUGGGAAGUAGACUUCACCGAAAUCAAGCCAGGUAAAUAUGGUAACAAGUACCUCCUAGUGUUUAUAGAUACCUUUUCAGGCUGGACAGAAGCUUUCCCCACCAAGCGAGAAACCGCCCAGGUGGUUGUCAAGAAAAUCCUGGAAGAAAUUUUCCCCCGGUUUGGACUGCCCAAGGUAAUAGGGUCGGACAAUGGCCCCGCCUUCGUCUCCCAGGACAGGCUAAAGGCGCUCCAGAUUAUCCAGCACCAGAUCUGGAAACCCCUUGCGGCUGUCUACCGCCCCGGAGACACAACCGGCCCACACCCGUUCCAGAUCGGGGACUCCGUCUACGUCAGGAGACAUCAGUCCAGGACGCUUGAGCCCCGCUGGAAGGGCCCAUGUACUGUACUACUGACCACCCCAACCGCCUUAAAGGUAGACGGCAUUGCUGCUUGGGUCCACGCCUCACACGUCAAGCGCGCCCCAUCAACGAGCACCGCUGACGCCAGCCAGGACGGACCGGACGAGCCACUCCAAUGGAAGCUCCACCGCACCCAAAACCCGCUCAAGAUAAGACUUUCAAAAAUUGUUCAAUGACAGUUGUUAUAUUCCUACCUCUCCUAGCGCUCUUCACCUCCGCCAAAGGUGACCCUCAUGCCCUCAAAAGGUUAACCUGGCAGGUACUAACGUCUGGGGGUGACGAGGUCUGGUCUAUAACUAAGACCGCCCCCGUGGGAACCUGGUGGCCUAACCUAUAUCCUGACCUAUGCAAGCUAACCAUAGGGGCCCCUAGCCCAUGGGACCUAGAGGGAUACUUCGACACCUCUAGAGCCCCUAACCAAGAAAGCCCUCCAGGGCGACUGGGAUUAGACCCAUGGGGAGGAUGUGGCACGCCUGAAAGAAGGGCCAUGCUAAGCACUCUUCCCUUUUAUGUCUGUCCCGGGCACCACAGAGAUCGCAGGCUAAAUCCCACCUGUGGAGGAGGGGAAUAUUUCUAUUGUAAAAAUUGGGGGUGCGAAACUACUGGGGAUACAGAAUGGAGGCCCUCCUCCUCCUGGGAUUAUAUCACUGUCAAGGCUAACUAUACUCACCCGACAUUUAGCAAAUGGAAAACCCUUAAUUAUGGGCCCUGCCAAGGGUGGUGUCAUCCCCUACGGAUAUCCUUCACGGAGCCCGGAAAAAGGGCUACUUACUGGGCCAAUGGAUAUACGUGGGGACUCAGGUUAUACAAAGAAAGAACAGAUGAUGGUUUUAUAUU
This is a messenger RNA of Nyctereutes procyonoides (raccoon dog), 5002 nucleotides long. RefSeq lists its product as uncharacterized. Lineage: Eukaryota; Metazoa; Chordata; Mammalia; Carnivora; Canidae. The record is from RefSeq and is a predicted model, not a curated record. Gene Ontology annotation, biological process: proteolysis; DNA integration; virion assembly. Gene Ontology annotation, molecular function: RNA-DNA hybrid ribonuclease activity; nucleic acid binding; aspartic-type endopeptidase activity.